This is a messenger RNA of Ambispora leptoticha, 588 nucleotides long. The record is from the annotation of a GenBank genome assembly. NCBI's taxonomy places the organism in Eukaryota, Fungi, Glomeromycota, Glomeromycetes, Archaeosporales, Ambisporaceae.
AUGUCCACUUACUUUGAUACCGUGAAAAGAUCUUACGAAGAAGUAUACAUAGAUCCGGAGAGAGGCAUAUCGACUAUACAGUUUUUGGAAGCUACCGAAGGUCUUGUCCAUCUGUUCGGUUCGAGCGCUUUCAGUGUAGUGCAAAAUGACAUGAACGGUAAUUUAAAGAAAAUCCAAACAAGGUAUCUGACUGACACAGAGGCGAAUGAUACUCUUGAAAAUUUGGUGAUCAAUGAAAAAGACGAAAAGAAACGUGAAGCUACUGGAGGAUUGUUAUGGCUAAAACGAGGAUUGGAAUUUACCGCCGUAGCUCUUCGUCGUUCAGUCGAAAAUCCUGAUGAAGAACUCUCCGUAUCGUUUACCCAAGCCUACGGGGUAACAUUGAAAAAGUUUCAUGGCAUAUUAAUUAGGCCUGUAUUUAACUUGGCUAUGAAAGCAUGUCCAUAUCGAACCGCGUUCUUCAAGAAGUUAGGUGAAGAUCAAGAACUAGUUCAACAAAAACUAGUUGCUUGGUUAACGGCUCUCGAAUUAAUCGUAGCAAGAUUAAAUUCCUUUUACGAAUCAGGAGGGUAUGAUAAAGGCCUUUGA